Messenger RNA from Osmerus eperlanus (European smelt), 3487 nucleotides. RefSeq names its product SUMO specific peptidase 7b (gene senp7b). The transcript has 24 exons. The coding region runs from base 213 to 3236 and encodes 1007 amino acids. The record is from RefSeq and is a predicted model, not a curated record. Gene Ontology annotation, molecular function: SUMO-specific endopeptidase activity. Gene Ontology annotation, cellular component: nucleus; cytoplasm. Lineage: Eukaryota; Metazoa; Chordata; Actinopteri; Osmeriformes; Osmeridae. Gene Ontology annotation, biological process: protein desumoylation; proteolysis.
CAGCACAAGAUCAACAAGGAGAAGUAGUAGUAAUGUAGGAAGGGCGUGACCUGCCAUACACCCCAGAACAGUAGGUGGUGGUAUUUGCAUCUUAAACUUGGAUGCGAUCUGACACCCAACCAGAAGAAGAACAAAAGCAAAAUAAUUAAGAAGUCUCAAUGCAUCCUGUAUGUGGCCAUUCUGCUUUGCUAGCCUAGGUUUCUUGGGUACGCAUGCAUGACAACAAAGAUUGGAGAACAUUUCCCAGGGCUCUCAAGUUGUAUCAAAAGUUUGGCAUGGCAGCGCCUUUCAAAAUCCCGAAGAAAAAGCAGUCUGAAGGGGAUAAUAUGCAGAUGCUCUCGCCCCUCUCACGAAUCCAGGAUGCCAACAGCCAUUUCAAGACAUCAAACUGGAGCAGUUACAAUGGAGUACAACAUGACAAGUCUCACCCUGUAAAUGGGCACAGCUCCAGGCCAGAUAACAGAAGCACGCCUAACAAACCUACAUUCAGGGAAGUCGUCAGAGCGCGACUGGAGUUACGCCAUCCAAUGAGAUCCAACUCCAGUCAGCCAACAGCCUAUGUGAAGUCAGGGCAGACAAGACGGGAUCAAGGAAGUCACAGGGGAGACACCUCAGAGCACAGCAAAUUGAAAACACAGCAACUACAGAAAACGUUACGUAAAUCUCCCCUUUGUCAGCCUGUUGUCAGUGAUGCACCUUACACUGGGGACAGGUCCUCCAGAACAUCGCCUGGUUUCACCAACACGUGGCGCCCUAAGAGAGCAUCAGACAGGUUGUGUCGUGAUGAGAACCAGGAAACUGGCUGUGUGUCACCACAGAGGAAGACUCAUCGAACUGGGCUGAAUGAUUCAUCGACGUCGCUGCAGCCUAGCCAUGUGGAAACGGACUCUGAGGACUCUGGUCCAGAACUGCCAGCAGAGACGACCUGUUCCUCCAGGACCAGUGCCCUGCCUGGGGAUACAUCCCUGGGCGAGGCGGCCUGGAGGAAACAGAACUUGAGAACAAACGGUACCUUGUCUCCAAGCACUGAGGAGGAUAAAACGACUUGCAAACCCACAACUCCUGACUUGGGGCGGAACGGUAACAGGACCCAUACCCGGUUUGGAACGCUGACCUCCGGAACCUUCCGUACCCCCGCCUCGACCUCUCCUCGCUCAGGACGGAGCUCGGACGAGGACGCGGUCUCCCCCGCUCGGCUCACCUCUCCGUGUGACAGAGGCGCUGCCAGAACCCCCCUCUUCCGUGAAGGACCCUCAGCCACCAAGAGAUCGUCACCCCAGAAGACUCUCCCCUGCAAGCCUGGAGACUGGCGGGCCAGGAGGGAGAGGGCCCAGGGGGCUGAACCAAAGCACCUCUCCCUCCAUCUAAGACUCAAGGGACCCAAGCAUACGUCGACAGAGCCAAUUGUUCUCUCCAGUGACGAGGAGGCAGAGAUGUGUGAGCGACCGCUCCGGGGCCCCAGCCCCCCACAGAGGGGCCCCAGCCCCCCACAGAGGGGCCCCAGCCCCCCGUCCGACCCCCCGGCCCCGGGGGAACACACUCAGACUGGAGAGAAGGCCUCUGGCUCCAGCCAGAGAGACGAGCGACCAGGCACCCCACAGCCGCCCCCACCCAUCCUGGAGCUGCCCUUCGUCACCCUGCACGCCGGCGGGGUGAGGGCUGAGGCCAAUGGCAACAUUACGAUCACAGAUGACGGCAUCACCCUGCCUCUGAAAGACCCAGGGAGUGGGCGGGAGGGCGAGGGCAUCUCAGUGAGCCUGGUGGCCUCCCAGCUGCGGGGCUACGGGCCGUGGGAGGGCGCCCUGGCGCAGUCAGGCUCCUUGCUGCGCGGCUGGGAGGGGCCGGCCCCCUCGCUGCUCUUCCUCUGGGUGUCGCACGCCCAGGCAGCCCUGAUCCAGACGGAACUGUCGACCAUCCACCCGGUCUCCACCUCAGGCCAGCCGUGUCCCUUCCUGCUCCUGGUGCUCCAGGAUCAGCUAGGUGAGCUCCAGGCUGCCCUCCUGGCCUCCAUGCUGGCGGAGGAGGCCUUCAGCCUAGGCAGCAGCCAGGACCUGCGCUCCCCGCUGUCCUGGGCCGAGGGCCUGGCCCUCAUCCACAGCUACCCCCAGGAGGAGCAGCUGCUGACCCUGCUGGGCCAGGCUGCACCCUCACACCUGGAGGACAGGGCUGCAUCCACGACACCGCAGGAUGGUUUGGGACGGUUGAGAAGCAACCACAGAAGCAGAGAGCCCUACAGCAGAACCACCUCCAGACUGCAGGGGCUUCCCAGCAGGUUGAUCCAGUACCCAUCGGCACCCUCUAAAGGGAGGAUCACCGUGACGACAGAGGACUUGGAGUGCCUGGACAGCGGCCAGUUCCUGAAUGACGUCAUCAUCGACUUCUACCUCAAGUAUCUUCUGCUGGAGCGGGCGGGGGACGAGCUGGCGGAGCGAUGUCACGUCUUCAGCAGCUUCUUCUACAAGCAGCUGACGCGCUGCGACACCGCCAGCGAGGAGGCUGCUGCCGUCCCGCCUCGGAACCGAAGGCACCAGCGUGUGAAGACUUGGACUCGCAGUGUAGACAUCUUCAACAAAGACUACCUGUUUGUUCCAGUCAACCACGAAGCUCACUGGUACUUGGUCAUCAUCUGUUUCCCUGGCCUGGAGUACGCCAGUUACAUGGUGUGGCCACGCCCAGCUCCAGCAGGGGGGAGCAGCAGCCUAAGGGGAAGACUGAAGGCCUCGGAGGAGGGGUCCCCUGGAGGCUCCACCCAGCCCAGCUCCACACCAGAGAGGGGAGCAGGUUGUAUAAGGCAGAGCCCCAGCACUCACGGGUCACAUAAUCCACCGGAGUGCACCCAAGAUGGUUGUCAAAGAGAGACGAUCUGUAAGAGAGCCUGUAUUCUGGUCAUGGAUUCCCUGAAGCCGUCUAACCACGAGCGCAUCUUCAAGCUGCUGCGAGAGUACCUGCAGGUGGAGUGGGAGGUCCGUAGGCGCACCCCCCGAGACUUCACGACAGACAACAUGAAGAGCUCCCACUGCCGGGUCCCCCUGCAGGACAACAGCAGCGACUGCGGCCUCUACCUGCUGCAGUAUGUGGAGAGCUUUCUGCAGAACCCUGUGGUGCACUUUGACCUCCCUGUCCGCCUGGAACACUGGUUUCCACGACAACGGGUGUGGCGAAAGAGGGAGGAGAUCCGGAGAUUAGUCAUGCAGCUGCAUGGUUGUCAAGGCGACCACAAGGCCGGAAACGGGUGACCGAGGGAGACUAGAAGAGGACCAGUCGUUUUCCAGAUGUUAUCGUUUGCUGUGGGCAUUACUGCGCGAACACUGUGAAGGCCUUUUAUAAAGAGACACUAAAUCUAAAUUCCAUCUACAUUCCUUAGAUAUCGAUGGUAUGUAGAAUAAUUUAUUUUAAAAACAAUUGCACAUAAUUUAAUGUUCACUCAGGUUUGACGAAGAGAAUGGAAACAUUGGAUGUUGGCUUGAAUAAAAUAUUUUUCCUAAGA